Hymenoscyphus albidus is the source of this 1880-nucleotide messenger RNA. Lineage: Eukaryota; Fungi; Ascomycota; Leotiomycetes; Helotiales; Helotiaceae. The record is from the annotation of a GenBank genome assembly.
AUGGAGGAAGUCAAUACUUGUGCAGACGAAUAUCAUGAAUUCGACCUUUCCGCCCUUGUUCUUCAUAACAAUGCUUCAACGUCCCUUCUUGUUUCCCAUUCUCCAACCCCAGCCCCAGAACCGGUUUCGAAAACCACACCUAAAGGUAUAUCCAAGCGAAGGGGGAAAAAACGUUCAUCGACCGCCUGUACAACAUGCAGGAUAAGGAAAGUGAGGUGUAAUAUCAUAGCACAUGGAGCACCAUGUAGUAAUUGUAGACAUGAUGAAAUCGAGUGCAUUUUACCUCUGAGUCGGAGGCAGCGGUAUAAACCACCAAACCCGGGAAAGCACCUUAAGAUGGACUAACGGAAAAGAAUUUAGGUCUGCUCGAGAUCGCGCUGAGAAGAAUCAAAUGGGUUCAAUGGGCACUUCUGAAACAGAAAAGUUGCGCAGUCUGAAUACAACCCAAAUCGAGCAAGAAAGUAGCCAUGUCCGUCAGACAACUGAACAAGCUUCCUCACUCUCAAAUCUCACUCCACAUAGGAUGAGGAUAUCUGAACGUCAAAUCCCUGAAAUACUACCCCUCGGGGCUUCUACGAAACAACAAGAAGCAUCACCCACUCCAUCCAGAAUAAGAUCAUGAAAUCAGAUAAAAUCGCCGUUAACAUCAUCCCCAGUUCCAGAAAUAAACCCAACGAGCGCCCCAGAUCAACGCAUUCCAAGAAUUCCAAAAAUCUUCAACGCCUUUCCCAAAAGUGUUGAUUCCACAGACAUGAUGUAUCUACAUACGCGAGAUGCCCUCACACUUCCCUCCGAAAUCCUACAGAUCGCCUUAUCCAAAUCGUACGUCACCCAUGUACAUUGGAACAUGCCGAUAUUGGAUUUGGAUGACUUUUUAUAUGUUGUUCAAUAUGGCGGUGGGGAAUCUGGCGCUGGGAAAAGUACGCAUGCCCCAAACAAAAUUGAAUUUCUGCUUUUUCAAGCUGUUAUAUUUGCUGGUGCUGAGCAUGUAAGUAUGAGGUUUUUGAGAGAAGCAGGUUGGAGCGAAAGAGAGGUGGCUAGGAAUGCCCUAUUUGGAAGAAUCAAGGUAGGGUCCGAAUCGUCUAAUUCUACUUAUAAAAAUGCUUUAUGUCACUAAUGUACUACCAAUAAAGUAGAUUCUCUAUGACUUUGAUACGGCGACUGAUCGUCUCUCAAUCGUUCAGUCCUUACUUCUUAUGACACUUUAUUCUCCCUCUCCACCUACUGGUGAAACUAUAAAUCAUAACGUAACUUUCAUGAAAGACGAAAAUCAUUAUCUGAACUUGGCUAUUUCGCUUUGUUAUUCAUUGGGUCUCCAUAGAGCACCGCCCUUUUCUGCACUGGGAAGUCCCGACGCUUCGGCUUUGAAAAGAAGAGGGCUCGAAAAGCGGAUGUUCUGGACAGCCUUCAUUCGCGAUCGCCUCCUUGCAACUACAUCUAAACGCAGUCUUAGGAGACUCGUUCGGAUCAAAAAGGUGGAUUGCCAGAUUUCCAUGCUUAGCCUCGCGGACUUCGACAUAACACCCGAAGCAGACGACGACGACAGCGAUGAAACCAUGCACCAACGUGUAAGCGCAAAUUCAUACAUUGAAAAAGCCAUUUUAUGCUGGAAUGGGAGCGAUACCUCUUUUGACUUGCAACAUCAAUGGCCACAGAUCCUAUCCCAAACAAUGAACGAGCGACCAUCCAUUUGGAAACGUGAUACUUCUCACAAUCAGCACUAUUCAAGUAUAACGAAAAUAUCAUUACGCUCUCCAUCCGCCAAAAACCUCAGUGCUCUGGAUUACGAUUUCUUUCUGAGUCCAGAAACACAGAACUCUUACGACCAUCCGGCGCCAUCCAGUACCAUCUCAUCAGAUUCUCCCCUUCUUAGUCCCUAA